AUGCCUUAUUCAGUUGGCCAGCCUCAUCCCCCGAGGUUAUCACCGGGGCGCGGUUCCUCCGAGAAGCGCUCUUCAAGUCCGAGCUACUUUGGCUUGGUGGUGGAUGAUUCCGUCGACCCGCGAGACUCGUCGCAAAUGCCCCGUUACAACUGGAGUCCGCCCUCAUCAUCCGUGAAGUCAUUUGCAACUGCUCUCCCCAAGCCGGUUGCUCUCGAUGCCAAUCCCGAAUUCGAAGCUUUUAAGAAGCAGGUGGAUGCUUAUCGGGGAAAGGGCAUCAGUCUCUCAACCACGACGUACAUGUCUCAGCCUUCGCUGACCCCAAUCAAGUCGCCGGUCCGGCCCAAGCCACCUCGCUGGCAAUCCUACGCCAAUGAUUCUACAACAAGCUUAGACACGCCCUCCACUAAGGCGGAUAGUAACUGUUCUGCACAAGCUGACCGCAUGGAUGUAGACCAGGAUAGCUUGCAUGACUCAGCCUAUGUCUCUGGGGAUUCCAAGCGAAACUCUGAGGCCUGUCUAGCCCCGCUCCCGAGCGUUAACCUGUCGGUUCCCGAUUCUGUAGACGGGGACCUCGAAUUACCACAGCAACCCAUGAUCCUGUCCAAGGUCGAGAACAGAGAUCCCCGGUUAUCGACCGUGGGCAACCGGCCCGAUAUGAUAUCCCCGCCGAUCUGUUCCAACACCCCGAGGCCGCAUUCCACGCCGCCAAAGACCGACGGUGGCCCGAUGAUGAUUAUGCCGAGUCAGUUGCGCGACAUGGAGGAGGAUAGUAACAUACGGAUGCUUCUUCUCGAUGUCCGGUCGGCCCAGAGCUAUGCCCAAUCCCAUAUUCGAACUGCACUGAACCUCUGUAUCCCGACCACGUUAUUAAAACGAGCCACAUUUAAUCUCCAGAAAUUACAACAGACCUUCCAGCGCCCAGAGCAGCAGGGGCUCUUUUCUCGAUGGCGGGAAACGGACUGCCUGGUUGUCUACGACGCAUUCUCCUCGGAAAAGACUGAGGCGAUGACACCGAUGAAUAUGAUCAAGAAAUUCACCAACGAGGGGUACAAAGGCAGCACGUACAUUCUGCGAGGAGGCUUCAGAUUAUUUGAAGAAGAAUAUCCCGAGUUGAUUUAUGCUCCUACCCCCGAUAGCCCUGUCUCGCCCAACGGGACUUGUGCCGGUCCCCUAGGCUUGGCCCCCGUGAUUGGCGGCGUCCUCCUUCCCGUGGCCUCCAACACUCCGAAUCCCUUCUUCUCUAACAUCCGGCAGAAUAUGGAGCUUGCCAAUGGCGUAGGUCAAAUGGAUAUCGAGAAACCCAAGGGUUUGGAAUCGCCCACCCUUCCGCGAUGGUUGCGAGAUGCGGCGGAAGCAAAGAACCACGGCAAGAAGGUCUCGGACAAGUUCCUGAAUAUCGAACUUUGCGAGCAGUCACGGAUGAAGCAAGCCUACUCGAUGUUAAACCGAGAUCCCUCGAGUUGUCAAUCAGACACCGUUCAACUUUGCGGGAUUGAACAAGGAGGGAAAAACAGGUACAAGGAUAUUCUUCCCUUUGAACAUUCGCGUGUCAAGCUCCCGUGUCAGGGCGAUGGGAGAUGCGACUACAUUAAUGCCAGCCACGUCAAGGCAUCUGGAAGUAAUAAGAGAUAUCUCGCUUCCCAAGGCCCUCUUCCUGCGACAUUUGAGGAUUUCUGGUCUGUCAUAUGGGAUCAAGAUGUCCGGGUCAUCGUCAUGUUAACGGCAGAGUCCGAGGGUGGUCAAUUAAAGUGUCACGCGUACUGGAGAAACCGAGAGUAUGGACUGCUUAGGCUCAGGAUGCUCUCGGAGACAAAGGUAUCGCUGGACAUUGACAAGAAGCCAUCGAGCGACUCGCCUACGCCACAGCCACCAACUUCCGCAGCAGAAAUGGGCCGAAGACGCGCCCAUACUACGACGGCGUUUGAUGCGGCCUUUUCCUCGUCGGGUGCUAGCCCGCAGGCUCAACGCUCUGCUGGAGAGUCUCCCUACGUCAUCAUUCGGAAGUUUGCCCUCUCCCACGCAGCGCAUCCAUUCGAGCCGAUGCGAGAGAUUACACACUUACACUACCCGUCGUGGCCUGAUUUCGGCGCACCGGCGCAGCCAUCUCACCUGCUCGCGCUGGUUCAGCUGGCUAAUGCGAUGCAGCGCGGUUCGCUCCCGGUUGAGACGACAUCCGUCGGCAAUUCUAGGAACCCCAACUUAGCCUCCAUGCCGUGGACCGACGAACCGGAAUGCGAUCGCCGAGCGAGACCGAUGCUCGUUCACUGUUCGGCCGGAUGUGGCAGAACGGGCACAUUCUGCACCGUGGACAGCGUUAUUGAUAUGCUCAAGCGCCAGAGAUUGAGCAAAAGGAAUAGCAAGCUCAACAACAGCACGGCGCACACGGGCACCGACAAAGACGUAGACAUGGAUGAUUCAACUCCUACCCCACGGUCACCGAUAUCUCGCAUGUCGUCGGCCACGAGCCCCUUCUCUGACAGCAGUUCUGGGCGGGCUUUGCUAAGUCGGCACUCCAGCGCGAAGACACUCUCCAGACGAACAUCGCUGGAGACCCCUCCGCUCGACCUCUCUUGGAUUAGCGACGACACGAUCGACCUGGUGCAGCGGACGGUCGAAGACUUCCGUCGGCAGCGUCUUAGUAUGGUGCAGAGCCUACGGCAGUUUGUGCUCUGCUACGAGACGGUCCUCGAGUGGCUCUGGAGGGUACAGGACCGCGAGAAUAACGGCGAUAUGGCCCACCGGGGUCGCAUGAGGAGUGGAAGCCUUCAGGUUCGGAGAGAGGGCUAA
Molecule: messenger RNA, 2787 nt
Organism: Scedosporium apiospermum
Lineage: Eukaryota; Fungi; Ascomycota; Sordariomycetes; Microascales; Microascaceae
Product: Protein-tyrosine phosphatase
Exons: 2
Coding region: 1-2787 (928 amino acids)
Biological process (GO): protein dephosphorylation
Molecular function (GO): protein tyrosine phosphatase activity
Source: RefSeq, a predicted model, not a curated record